AUGGCUACCCUGCACUACCUCCCUCCCGUGAAGCCCUCCGCCAUUGCGCUGGGAGCUGUCUUCACCCACACCGCUUCCCUGGGCAUCCUUACCCCCGUCUUCGGUGACACCUACCACCGUGCUCAGGCUGCAAACACCAAGGAGGAGUUCCUGAAGUCCAAGGAGACCGCCAGCGCUGUUGCCGCGUGGGGAAGCUCUCUGGUCGGCAGUGCUGUCCAGACCUACGGUGUUGCCGCUCUGAUCAACGCAACCGGUACCCUCAGCUACAAGGGUGCCGCCUACCUGGGCAGUCUGAUCUUCUUUGCUAGCUCCGCUCCAAGCUUCAUUUCCCAGAUCUUCACCGAGAAGAGACCCCUGGACACCAUUGCUGUCGGUGCCGUCAGCCGUGUGUUCGAGACCGUGGGUCUCAGUUUGUUCCUCACCUGGUGGGGAACGCGUACCAACCCUUUUGAUUAA
Molecule: messenger RNA, 456 nt
Organism: Paecilomyces variotii
Lineage: Eukaryota; Fungi; Ascomycota; Eurotiomycetes; Eurotiales; Thermoascaceae
Exons: 3
Coding region: 1-456 (151 amino acids)
Source: RefSeq, a predicted model, not a curated record